Messenger RNA from Brienomyrus brachyistius, 3638 nucleotides. It is a transcript of the gene dcaf5, whose product is annotated as ddb1 and cul4 associated factor 5. NCBI's taxonomy places the organism in Eukaryota, Metazoa, Chordata, Actinopteri, Osteoglossiformes, Mormyridae. The record is from RefSeq and is a predicted model, not a curated record. Gene Ontology annotation, molecular function: protein binding. The coding region runs from base 353 to 2920 and encodes 855 amino acids. Gene Ontology annotation, cellular component: cytoplasm; Cul4-RING E3 ubiquitin ligase complex. Gene Ontology annotation, biological process: negative regulation of fatty acid biosynthetic process. The transcript is spliced from 8 exons.
CACUUGACAGCUGAGUGAAACAGCAAAGCACUUCGCGAUCUCCUCACCUGUCUAAACGUGAUGCUUGGAUGUAACGUAAACGUUGGUGUCAGCUGAGUUAGUGAUGUAGGUGGAGGAGGAGGAGGAGAAGAAGAAGGAGGUUUCGCUCACAACAGGAAGUAGACUGGAGUGUUACAACAAACAUCAUCGCUGGGCUUGGGGGGUAAUCUCUCCCAUUCCACAAUGCACCAGCAAGCGAUCGGAACACGGGAACGCUAAACGUUUUUAAUAGUUACACAAAGUUUAGGGGGGGGGACGUCUCGGACAUUGCGCAGUUUCCAGAAGUGGAGAUCGCCGUCUCGGGAUCGCUAAGAUGAAAGAAAUAAAAGGCUGCGGCAUGCGGUCCUCCGUGGGAUUCCUGUCCCGGAGAAAGAUAACCGGACAGCCUCUAAUGAAGGAGGAAUUCCAGAGACGAAGAUUAGCGGGAUGUAACAGCUUAUACAAGAAGGAUAUGCUCGGGCAUUUCGGCUGCGUUAACGCCAUAGAGUUUUCCAACAGCGGCGGAGAAUGGCUGGUGUCCGGAGGGGAUGACCGCAGGGUGCUACUCUGGCACAUGGAGAAGGCGCUGCAUUCCUGCUCAAAACCUCUCAAACUGAAAGGAGAGCACCUUUCUAACAUAUUCUGCCUGGCCUUUGACAGCACGAACCGACACGUCUUCUCUGGGGGGAACGACGAACAGGUCAUUCUUCAUGAUGUGGAGAGGGGUGAAACAGUGAACGUGUUUUUACAUGAUGAUGCAGUCUACGGAUUGUCUGUCAGCCCAGUUAAUGACAACGUGUUUGCCAGCUCUUCUGAUGAUGGCCGUGUACUUAUAUGGGAUACACGUGAACCACCGCAUGGAGAACCUUUUUGUUUGGCAAACUACCCAUCUGCAUUCCACAGUGUGAUGUUUAACCCAGCAGAACCCAGACUACUGGCCACAGCUAACUCUAAGGAGGGAGUAGGAUUGUGGGAUAUUCGCAAACCACGCAGUUCCCUUCUGCGUUAUGGGGGCAGUCUCUCUCUCCAAAGUGCCAUGAGUGUGCGCUUCAACAGCACAGGCACCCAGCUGUUGGCCCUGCGUCGCCGUCUUCCUCCUGUCUUGUAUGAGCUGCAUUCUCGUUUGCCCAGCUUUCAGUUUGACAACCAAGGCUACUUCAACUCCUGCACCAUGAAAAGCUGCUGCUUCGCUGGCGAUCGAGACCAGUACAUCCUGUCAGGGUCUGACGACUUCAAUCUCUAUAUGUGGAGAAUUCCUAAAGACCCAGAUGCAGGUGAGCAUGAGUGUAGGCCUCUUGUUAUGGUUACUGACAUGUUUGUGAAACUGAUUGUUCUUCCUCUGUUUUUUUUAGGGGGCCCAGGUCGAGUUGUGAAUGGAGCGUUUAUGAUUUUGAAGGGUCACCGCUCUAUAGUCAACCAGGUUCGAUUUAACCCCCACACGUAUAUGAUCUGUUCUUCAGGUGUGGAAAAAGUAAUCAAGGUGUGGAGUCCAUACCAGCAGCCUGAAAGUGUAGGAGACCUUGAAGGGCGUGUGGAGGACAAGUCUCGCAGUUUGUACACUCAUGAGGAGUAUAUCAGCUUGGUCCUCAACAGUGGGAGUGGCUUGUCCCAUGACUAUGUCAGUCAGUCCAUUCAGGAAGAUCCUCGCAUGAUGGCCUUCUUUGAUUCACUGGUGCGGCGGGAAAUCGAGGGCUGGAGCUCUGACUCGGACAGUGACUUGAGUGAGGGUGCCAUCCUACAGCUUCAUGCACGAGGGCGACGCCCACUGAGAUCUGGUCGAGAUGGAGGGAACAUCACUGCCCCCACAGGGACCUCUCCUGCCUCAGGCCAACAGAGUGAUGACUCCUCUUCCAUAGUGGGACCCCAUGGGUCAGAGGGAGAGUAUAGAGAGGAACUGGAGGGGGAAUCUUGGCGAAGUGGGAUAGGCCAUCAGUCAAUGCGAUUGAUGGAUUUGGUCAACGACUCAUCAGAUUCCAGUGGGUUCUGGCCUGACCCAAUGCCCAGACCACGUUCUCCUAGCCCAAGAAACAUCUCCAGUUUGUCUAGUCAUAGCAGCUCCCCAAUUGGGUCAAGCUCCUCAAACACCUCCAGCUCCACUUCUAGUAGUGAAACGGAAGAAGAGGAGCGCCGGAGAGCCAGAACCCGUCAGCGGAAUGCCACUAGGAGACGACGCAUGCGAAUCCCUUGCCACAAAGCGGAUCGCUCGGAGUCAGCGCAAACACUAUACUCAGGGGUGGAUUCUUGCAGUUACCCAAAGAUUUCCCUUGAGGAUUCAUCAUCAUCAUCUUCUUUGGUUGAGGCACAAGAUUCAGUGAAGAUUGUGCCCCAAGCGACUUCCUCCGCAGACAGGGACAGGCCUCAUAUUGAGUCAAGAAACCCAUACAACUUAAGCCCCAUUCCCUCACCAGAUAGACUGGGGGGUGAGGUGAGAGCAAUCAUGGUGACACAGGAGCGAGAAUCUGAAGCAUCGCCUCCCUUUUCCCAUGAUGAAAACUUUGAUAAGAGAGAGCUCAGGAGUGGGAAAGCAGAUGAAGUGGGAAUGAUCACUGUAGUCUCAGAGACUGCAAAGGAAGGGCAGGAUGUUGAUCUGGCUCAGAAUCACACCGUUCAGUCUUUAGACAGUGCUUGGGGCUCCCCACGGCAGCUGGAGCCAGGGAUAAAUGGGCAGAAAUGCCAUGAUGUACACGAUAGGGACUUGGACCAGAACUCUGGGUCGUCUACAUCAAAAGAGAGCGACGGUAAACUUGACAUGCAACUUUUUAACUCUAAAACCCGGGAAGAAAAAUAUCAAGGAUCAGCUGUACUGGACACUUCUAAGGGUCUACGCCUGAAACAGACUCGAGUCCAGCUAGAGGGAGUCGAUUCUGAUGGCUCACCCCCAGAAAAGUUAUUCAAGACGUGAUGUGAUGAAUUCUCGUGGGUGGAACGUGGGUGGAUUACUCGUCAGGGUUUUUCAGUUUUUGUUUUUAAAAGGAGACUGGUAACAUUUAAAAUAAGCACUGCAGACCUUUGACGCUAUUCAUAUAGUUUAAUGUAAAGAGAGGUACCCUUUAUGUUCCAUAUACCAUUUUUUUUUAGACUACACAUGUUGAUUUUUCAGUGUGUAGGUCAGUCAUUUUGGCUGACCAUUAAACUAAUGCCUGACUUAUUGUGCAUUAAAAUUGUUGGUGUUAAUAGAAGUGCUGGCCAUAAUUAUGGUAGUGCAUUUGCUAAUCCAGUUUUAUAAUAUUUUUGGGAUUAUUUUAUUGUAUUUGCUAAAAUAAAUUUCUUCAAAACUUAGUUGUCCAUAUGUGGACUGACAUCUAUAGCUCCCUUGAUUUAUGCUGAGAAAUGAGGAGGUGGUAUGGAAUCCUAGCAGGAAUUUUUGCAUAUUAGGGGGUGGUUUGUGGUUUAUGCUCAGGCUGUUAGAAUUGAUCCUGCAAAAUCCACUACAUUGAAACAUAUUGUCACGGUGUCCGUUUUGAGUUGUGCAUUAAUAGUUAUUUCAGUACUCUGGCAGUAAAUUGUUUUAUCACUUUCUGCAUUCAGGAAGGGUUUGUUGCUCUAAAGAACUGUUGGAUAAAUGCUCUGUAUUGUCUGCGACUGUUUAUGAACAGACAUUAAAUGUUCUUGAAAACUGA